Molecule: messenger RNA, 450 nt
Organism: Necator americanus (New World hookworm)
Lineage: Eukaryota; Metazoa; Nematoda; Chromadorea; Rhabditida; Ancylostomatidae
Exons: 1
Coding region: 1-450 (149 amino acids)
Source: RefSeq, a predicted model, not a curated record
AUGUCUGAAAUACCUAGCCAACAGGUGGUCAGUACCGGAAUCGACAAUGCAAAUGCGAAGAUGGGGCUCGAACAACAAUCCAAUGUGCUAGAAAAAUGGUAUUACCCAGCGGAGCGCGCGUCGGACAACGGUGCCCGUCUGGUCGACUUGUGCGAACAGACGGGCCUCAUCAUCGCUUCCACGUUUAAGAGUAAUCAUCGACGCCAUCAGCUCACGUGGAAGGGGUCAACCCUUCUAAUGCCUGAAGAGCAGCGCAAGCGUAAGAUGACUACUCUUAAACUUCAGCUCGACUACGUUCUGGCGAGGAACAUUCCUCAGAUAUCGGAAAAUCUAGAGCUGUUUGGGACGUUGCUUUCGAUUGUGACCUCGGUCCAGUUCUCGGCAUUAAGAUACGGUUCCACAAGAGGAACCGAGGAGUACCCUUCACAAAAAUCGAUAUGGCAGAUCUGA